Molecule: messenger RNA, 981 nt
Organism: Camelina sativa (false flax)
Lineage: Eukaryota; Viridiplantae; Streptophyta; Magnoliopsida; Brassicales; Brassicaceae
Source: RefSeq, a predicted model, not a curated record
GUUGAUAGAAUCUCAUUAAGUUACCAAGUAAUAAUCUUCACACCAGUGAGAGAAUCCUACUCUUCACCAAACUACAUCUCUCUCUAUAUAAUUAACAAACCCCAAAACCUCUCAACAAACACACACAGAAUAACCACAGCAAUGGCUACUUCAAGAACACUCAUUUCCUCCAAUCUUUUCAUCUUCUUCCUCGUUAUGGCUACUACAAAUGGUCAGGCUCCAGCUCCGACCCCUUCAGGUCCAACCAACAUUACCGCAAUCCUAGAAAAAGCUGGUCAGUUCACACUGUUCAUAAGGCUUCUCAAAAGCACUCAAGCCUCAGACCAAAUCAACACUCAGCUCAAUUCUUCCUCGAGCAAUGGCUUAACCGUGUUUGCCCCUACCGAUAACGCCUUCAACAGCCUCAAAUCAGGAACCUUAAACUCAUUGUCCGACCAGCAAAAAGUUCAGCUUGUUCAGUUCCAUGUCCUUCCCACGCUCUUGACCAUGCCUCAGUUUCAAACCGUUAGUAACCCCCACUAGCUCCGGUAACCAAGUCAACAUCACCACCGGAGUUGUGAGCGCCACCGUGGCUAACUCUGUCUACAGCGAUAAGCAGCUCGCCGUUUACCAGGUCGAUCAAGUUUUGCUGCCAUUAGCGAUGUUCGGAUCAAGCGCGGCUCCUGCUCCGGCGCCUGAGAAAGGUGGAUCAGUUUCGAAAGGUUCAGCUUCCGGUGGCGAUGAUGGAGGAGAUUCUACUGAUUCAUCUGAUGCAGAGAGAAUCGGAUUCGGAUUUGGGGUCAGAAUCGCUACUGUGGCAGCCAUUGCUGCUGCUUCUUCUCUGUGGAUAUAACUCGAGGGAGAGAGAGAGCUUUUAUCGAGUCUCCACAUUGGAAAUUUUUAAGAAUAACAACGAGAACUAUAAAUUUGUUGUACUUUGGGAUUUGUGUUAUUAUGUGUUAUUGUUUUGAUUGGAAAUGAUGCAACAUUACGAUUAAGAUU